Medioppia subpectinata is the source of this 3811-nucleotide messenger RNA. The record is from the annotation of a GenBank genome assembly. Lineage: Eukaryota; Metazoa; Arthropoda; Arachnida; Sarcoptiformes; Oppiidae.
AUGCAAUUCUCGUCAGCGACUGAUAAAGUGUUUAUAACUAUCGGGACAAUCGCCGCAUUAGUCGGUGGCAUCUCAUGGCCAGUAAUGACUAUAUUGUUUGGCGAUAUCACAGAUAUAUUUGUUGAUUACGAGUAUUACAUGAAUAAUCCGACGGCAAACGCAACAGUCCUUACAUACGACCAGUUUAUGACAAAGAUCUACGAAUUGAGUGGUUCUUUAUUAGGAAUCGCUGUCUUGUUUUUGAUCACAAACUUUCUGCUAAACAUGUGUUUCUUAAGAGCCGCUCACAACCAGAUCCAUACCAUUCGUAUCAAAUACUUCACAUCUGUGUUAAAACAAGACAUCUCGUGGUUUGAUUCCAUACCCAUCGGAGAAUUCUCCUCAAGAAUCACAGCUGAUUUGAAACGAGUUGAGGACGGAAUCGGCGAGAAGUUGGGCUUUGCUUUCUAUCACACGUCAGCGAUGGCCGUCAAUCUGAUCAUCGCUUUCAUCUAUGGCUGGAAAUUAACUCUUGUGGUGCUGGCGAUGGCACCCCUGUUGGGCGGCGCCACAGCCAUCAUGACAAAGGUUCAGGCGACGUUUGCCCGCAAAGAGACCGAGUCGUACGCCAACGCCGGAAAUGUUGCCGAAGAAGUGAUUUCCUCCAUCAGAACCGUGUUUUCGUUUGGCGGCGAAUCCAAAGAGACGGACCGAUACGUGAAGAAUCUUCAGCCGGCGAUGAAGAGCGGAAUUCGGCGCAGUUUUAUGACUGGUUUGGGAACGGGUCUGAUGUGGGCGUGUCUGUACUGUGGCUUUGGACUCGGCAUCUGGUAUGGCGUCAAACUGAUUAUCCUAUCGGACCAGACGGGCGAUGGUGUGUACACUCUCGGCAAAAUGGUGAUAGUCUUCUGGUGUGUGACCGGAAGCGGUUGGAAUAUGGGAUACAUUGCACCACAUAUAGAGGCCAUUCAAAUCGCCAGAGGCACAGCCCGUACGGUGUUUGACAUUAUCGAUAGACAACCCAUUAUUGAUAUUUCGUCCGAAAACGGAGAGAAAAUCAAGAAUUUUGAGUCCAAUAUUGAAUUCAAAAAUCUUAAGUUCAGUUACCCGUUGAGACCAGAGGUGCAGAUCCUAAACGAUUUCAGCUUAAAGAUAAAAGCGGGCGAAACCGUGGCUUUGGUGGGGCCGUCGGGUUGCGGAAAGAGUACUUUGAUUCAAUUGAUUCAACGCUUUUACGACACUCUUAGCGGCGAAGUGUUAAUCGACGGCAAGAAUGUAAAGAAUUUGAACGUCGAAUGGCUUCGGCGACAGAUCGGUGUCGUCGGUCAGGAACCGGUUCUCUUUGACACAUCCAUCGCCGCCAACAUCUGUUUGGGCUCUAAGAAGGAGAGUAUAUCGCAAGAGAAUAUCGAAACGGCCGCCAAAGAGGCCAAUUGUCACGAAUUCAUUGACAAAUUACCGCAAAAAUACGACACAUAUGUUGGCGACAGAGGGGCGCAACUGAGCGGUGGACAGAAACAGCGGAUAGCUAUUGCCCGGGCGUUGAUCUCACAGCCGAAGAUACUGUUGUUGGACGAGGCGACCAGCGCUCUGGACCUGCAGAGUGAGCAUCUGGUACAGGCGGCUCUCGACAAGGCCAGCAAAGGCCGCACAACCAUAAUAGUCGCCCACCGGUUGUCGACAAUCAUAAACUCGGAUCGCAUUAUAUUCAUCGACGGCGGAAAAGUGGUCGAAAGCGGCACUCAUUCCGAGUUAAUGGCAGCGAAGGGCGCGUACUAUAGGCUCGUGAACGCACAGAAGGCCGCAGCGCCCAGAGAUAAGGACGACAAGUAUGACAACGCUCUCAACGAACAACUAUUCAAAAGGUCGACAACAGUGGACAGCGAUCCGAACUCAUUGCUCGGCAAAGAAGUUCCCGACAAAAAGGACACCGAAGAGGAGAUCGUGAAAGAGUUCUCGCAGAUGAGACUUCUUAGGCUUAUUUGGAUCGAUAAGACUUACGUAAUACUCGGUAUUUUGUGUUCAACUCUGUUCGGUCUCAACGUUCCCGCCUAUGCCUGGAUUUUUGGCUCAUUAGUCGACGCCUUCGCCAAUACUACAGACAACGGCGUCCUCUACGACGAGUCCGUCUGGUGUGCCAUAUAUUUNGUAUUUUUCGACGCCUUCGCCAAUACUACAGACAACGGCGUCCUCUACGACGAGUCCGUCUGGUGUGCCAUAUAUUUCGUUAUAUUGGGCGGAGCCAUAGCUUUUGCCGCACUAACCCAGAUUUCAAGCUUUGGUGUCGCGAGUGAGAGACUGACGAUGAGAUUACGGAAACAGGCGUUUAACGCUAUAUUAAGGCAAGAAAUCGGUUGGUUUGAUAAAAGCGAGAACAGCACCGGUAGUCUGUGCUCACGACUGGCCUCCGACGCGGCAAAUAUACAGGGCGCUUCUGGAUCGCGAAUGUCUGCUAUAUCUCAAGCGAUGUCCACAUUCAUAGCUUCGUGUAUAUUCGGCUUUUUCUACAAUUGGAAACUAAGUCUCGUUACUCUGGCAUUCAUGCCAUUCAUUAUCUUCUCGGUCGUGGUUUCCAUGAAAAUUGUCUCAAAACACUCGACCAGCGAUAAGGAAGCGGCCGAAAAGGCCUCAAAGAUUGCCAUCGAAGCGAUCGGCGGUAUUCGCACUGUUGUCUCACUAAACCAACAAAAAUAUUUUCUACACAAAUUCACUCAAGUAUUGGCCGAAAAGAUAAAGCCAGCGAAGAGGCGCUGUAUAUACAAUGCCAUAGCACUUGGUUUUGCGGAAUCGAUGCCUAUGUUUGCCUAUUCGGCUGCCUUUCUAUACGGAGGUGUUCUCAUAUCCAAGAACAACAUCAAAUCCGGUGACUUUUUCAAAAUUAUUGAGACAAUGCUUUACGGAGCGAUGGUUAUCGGCCAGAGUGUUAUCUUUGCGUCCGAUUAUCAAAAGGCAAAGAUUUCGGCACAAAAUAUGUUUCGUCUGAUAGACAGACAGCCGUUAAAUCAGAGCAAUAAUAACAGCCCUAAUGAGAAGCCCAGUGAAUGUAAGGGUGAGCUCUCGUUCCGAGGCAUUCACUUCUCGUAUCCAAAUCGGUCUGAAGUGAGUGUUUUGAAUGGACUGUCAUUUAAGGCCAAAAAGGGAGAGACAGUAGCGCUCGUCGGCUCCAGUGGUUGCGGAAAGAGUACUACUAUUCAACUGUUGGAGCGUUUCUACGAUUCAGCUCAAGGAAAGAUUUUAUUAGACGGCAAUGAUGUGCGAAAUUUGGACACAUCAUGGCUUCGGUCGCAAAUGGCUUUAGUAUCUCAGGAGCCGAUUCUCUUCAGUUACAACAUUAGGGAUAACAUCGCUUAUGGAGACAACUCUCGGUUUGUAGGCAUGGAUGAGAUCGUAGAGGCCGCCAGAAAGGCCAACAUUCACGAGUUUGUCAAAGACUUACCACAAGGAUAUGAUACUAAUGUUGGCAAUAAAGGCACUCAACUAUCAGGUGGUCAGAAGCAACGUAUCGCUAUCGCCAGGGCUUUGGUCAGAGACCCGAAAAUACUAUUGUUAGACGAGGCAACCUCUGCCCUCGACUCCAACUCUGAAAUGUUGGUGCAAAAAGCAUUGGACGCGGCGUCUAAAGGGAGAACAUGUAUAGUAAUAGCCCAUCGAUUAACUACAAUACAAAACGCCGACAGAAUUAUUGUUAUGCAAAAAGGGGUGUCUAUUGAAGAGGGAAGACAUCACGAGUUACUCGAGAAUAGAGGCCCUUAUCAUCAGUUAUAUAGCGUUCAAACAGAAUAAUCGUUAAGUAAUAAAGAGUGAGUGAGUGAGUGAGAGAGAGAGAGAAAGA